AUGAAUUGCAGAACAAAUGUGCAACAUCAAUCAACUUUAAACUACAACAAAAAGGUGAUCCAAUAUUUGUAUACCAUGCAAUUCACGAGGGCUGGGACCGCGGGAGGCGAUUCAAAUGGCCUGCCAUUGGAAUCCAAUGGUGGUCAAUCUGGGAAAAUGUCGAUGUCUAUGCAUUCAUUAGGAAGGAGUUUGAGCGAUGGAUAUGAUGAUUACUACGAUGAAGAAGAGGAAGAAGGUGGUGAAGAACAAGUGACUUCUAUACAUGACAAGAAUAAGAUCCCAGAUAACACUAUUGAUCAGAGUACCCUUUCCAGGUACGGUAUAGGGGCACAGCUCUUGAUGAAAAUGGGAUACCAACAAGGGAAAGGUCUUGGAGUUAAGGAAGAAGGAAUUGUCAAUCCAAUUGAAACAAAAUUACGACCACAAGGUUUAGGGGUUGGUGGAGUUAAGGAAAGAGAUGAUAUUCUGGACGAAGACAGUAACUCGAAGGGACGCAUCGUGGAUAUGGAUUUGGACUCAAGUGACGAUGAACAAGAGUCACCAAAAUUGCCUCGAUAUGAUCUAUACAGUCGAAUCCAAACGCUCGAGAAAUUGGGAGUGAAUGUUCCAAUACAAUACAAAGAAAUAUCGGAUAAUAUAGACCGAGAACCCGUACAGACGGUGGAGAAAGUUUACUUGCAUCUUAAACUGUUGGUAGAUGAACUUCAAGCCGUGGUUGCUGAAGAGGAGUUUCUUCAAUUCAAAAUCAAUGGUCUACAGGGAGACGAGCAACGACAACUGCGGGAGAUCCAACUGUCUGAGUACUUGCUAGUUAUUCUUGAAGAGGAGGUAGCAAAAAUUGGUGAUAAUCUCGAGAAGUUGACCUUGGUAUUGCAAGAAAUGACACAAGAAAAGUAUGCGGUCGUAGAAGACCUCCCAUCAAUAUUCACGAGCGUGGCAAUGUUGGGGAUUGAUACCUGUGACAUAGAAAGAUUGAAGAUAUGGUGCAAAUUAUAUCAACAAGUUGAUGGGGGUGGGGUUUCUGGUGAUUACUGGGAUGCUCUAGUCUUUCGUCAAAUGCAAACUCAAUAUGAUAAUGUACCUACAGUGGACUCCUUAAGUACAUGGCACCAAAAUGGUGCCGUCUUUAUUAACCACGAGAGAGCGAUUGACUUGUUGGUGUCAGAGCAUGUGAUGCCUCAGUUGGUUGAACAAGUAGAGAAAUGGGAUGGACAGGGGAGUUCAAUUCUUUCCAUUGUGGAAUACUUCCCAUACAUGGAUGAAAGAAUACUGGCUGAGUUGGUGCAAAGAGUAUAUGAACAAUGUAUAAAAUUUUCAGAAAGGGAACCACCACUGUUGGAAUCUAAGAGAGCCGAAUGGGUAGAACUGAUGAGGCUCAUAUUUGAAUUCUGGAGUCCUCUUUUUGACCAAUAUCACCAGGAUACACACCGACUCCAUUGUUCAAUCCUUGAGUCUGUCUGUCUGCUGUUCAAACGAGACUUUGCACAAGUGGAGGCCCUCCUUAGCAUUAGUCCCUUUUUAACUGAAAUUAAGAUGGAAAUAAUUUUGCAAUUCCAAUGGUUCAACCCAUGGAUAUGCCGUAUACGUGAAAUGGGUAUCGAGAGAAGCUUUUACUUUAAGUACUGGUGGGAUUGGUGGAAUGCUAGAGUUGGGAAAUUGCUGGAUGUGGUGGGGAAAAUGAUAGUGUGGUACUUUUCUGUGGCACUUGACCUGAUGGUAAAUAAUGAAAUUAAGGUAGAUUUGCCAUCUCUUCAAGGGGAUACAUUACCUAGUAUCACUAUGACCUUGACGUAUCAAGACGACAAGCCAUCGCGUACGAAACUGACCCCUCAGAUAAUAGACGCCAAUGGUAUUCCAUCUUAUAGACUCAUGACCACAUUCAAGGAUGUUCUAGAAGAAUAUUGUCUGAAGAACGAACUUUUGUUAGCUGCUGGAGCUUCUCUGAUUGAACGUCAACUUUACAAACUCUCAGGUGGUGGAAGAACUAUGACCGUGUAUAUUGAAGAAGAUGUCCUUUGGAUCGAGAAAGACACCAAAGGAGUGUUUCUGCCGAUAAACAUCGACGAACUCAGGGAUAUAUUUUACGGGUAG
Molecule: messenger RNA, 2091 nt
Organism: [Candida] anglica
Lineage: Eukaryota; Fungi; Ascomycota; Pichiomycetes; Serinales; Debaryomycetaceae
Source: the annotation of a GenBank genome assembly